Molecule: messenger RNA, 2655 nt
Organism: Rotaria socialis
Lineage: Eukaryota; Metazoa; Rotifera; Eurotatoria; Philodinida; Philodinidae
Source: the annotation of a GenBank genome assembly
AUGGAAUGGAUUCAAGCAUCGAAGAUUGUUGAUACGAAAACUAUUACCAAAAAACAAGGUCACGAUGUAGUACUUGCCUGUCGGUUUGAACAAUUAAAUACAGGAGAUCGUGUUAUGUGGUCAAAGGAUGGUGUUAUUUUGUCUGUUAACGAUGAAAUAAAUGGUGAUCGAAAAAAAUAUGAAAUCAUCAACAAAUAUGAUCUAAUGGUUAAAACAGUAGCAGAACAAGACAGUGGAAAAUAUUUAUGUCAAAAUUUUGAUCAACUUGUAUCGAUGAAUAUUCUAUUAACUAUUUUAACUCGGCCAUCAAAACCCGAUAUACAACAAGCAAAUAAGAGUUUAAUUGAAAAUCAUUCAGGCAAAUUUUUUUGCAUAACACAAGGUGGAAAUCCACCACCAACAUUUACUUGGUUAAUCAAUCAAAUAAAAAUCAACGAAUCAUUCUAUAACGUGCGUAAUGAUGCACGUCAAUCGUAUAGUGAAUUAAAUUUACUAAUGGGAAAACGUUUUCAUAAUGGUUUAUUAACUUGUCACGUAGAAAAUCAAGCUCUAGACAAACCAUUGAUUACUACAUAUACAUUGAAUAUUGAAUAUAAACCAGAAGUUCGUCUACGUCAUGGUCAAACAAUUGUCUCAAAUAGUAAUCUACUGGUUGUCGAAGAUGAUCAUAUGACACUUCAAUGUGAAGCUGAAUCAAACCCACCCAUACUUAAACCAGUGGCUUGGCUAAAGAACAGUGUAUCACUUCCUGAUAUUAAUUCUUCUUCAUUCACAUUAUCAAAUAUCAAACGUAAUGAUGAUGGAGCAUAUACAUGUCUAGCAUCAAAUGUAAUUGGACAUGAUCAAUCAUCAGUACACAUUCGUGUUCAAUAUUCACCAAUGGUUCAUUUGAAUGGAAGUGGUCUGAUAAAUGAAAAUGAAAAAUUGACAUUAACAUGUCAUGUUGAUGCUUAUCCAUCGAUUGAUUAUUAUCAAUGGUAUAAAAAUCAUCAAAAAUUAAAUACAAGUUCAUUGACAUCUUCAAUAGUUAUUGAAAAAGUAUCGAAAGAAGACUCGGGCAUUUACAUUUGUAUGGUAAAAAAUACUUUGAAAUAUUCUAAUGGAAGUUCAAUUGAGAAAUAUAAUAAAACGCAAACAAGAGUGACUGUUAAUUAUGCUCCAAAAGUUCGUACAUUUGAUUCGAUAGUAGCUGUUGAUCUUCUUACCACCAAUGUAAAAUUCCAAUGUGAAAUAGAUUCGUAUCCUGAAUCAAUAGUAACCUGGAGAUUUAAUAAUAAUAAUGUUAUAUUUAAUUCAAAUAAAUAUUCUAUUGUACAAAAUAAAUCAUUAUCUUAUUUAACUAUUCAACAGAUUGAAUCAAACACAGAUUAUGGCUUGUAUUCGUGUAAUGCAACGAAUAAGUUAGGAUAUAAUUCAGCAACUAUCCAACUGAGAUCAAAAGCUGUACCUGAAUCACCAACAGAUUUAAAUGUAACAAAUGUUCAUUAUUCAGCAAUUAGUUUGAAAUGGAAACCGGGCUUUGAUGGAGGAUGGCCACAAUCGUUUUGGAUUUCAUUAGAUAAUUCCAUAUGGAAAGAAACUAAUCAAACGUUUUAUACAUUUACAAAAGUUCCACAAGUUUUUGAUGGAAUAAUACAUUCAUUCCGACGGAUAUUAAAAAUAAUGUUUUUAGAUCUUCAACAUUUGGAAUACUAUAAUGUAACUGUUCGUGCUUAUAAUGAAUUGGGACAAAGUUCAACUGUUGCAUUUCUUCGCGUUCAAACAAAAGAUGUACCAGUACGAAAAGAAGAUUUACCAAAUAUUGAACAUUCAUCAUUGGAAUUAUCAGAAAAAUUAAUUAAUUAUCGUUUAAAUGAUUCAAGUUUUAUGUCAAUAAAAGUUCCAUUGUGUAUGCGAAUUGAAAUCGAUAAUGAAACAAAUAUAUGCGAACGUAUUAUUACAUCAAGUGGAGUGUUGAAAUUCAAUGAAAACAAUUUAAAUAAUAAUAUUAAUCUAUCGAUUUGUAUUGACCAAUACGAAAAUUAUUGCGGAGAAUCAAUACCAGUGCAAAUAAAACGCGAUACAUCAUUCAAUUGGGUAUUUAUUGUUUUAUCAUCGAUUAUUACUGUUGCUUUACUUAUUCUUUGUGGUCUCGGCAUAUUUUGUUUUUUAACAAAUCGUAAACAACAACGAAAUACGAAUCUCUCUCGAGUUAUUACAUCAGAUAAAGCACCUUCACAAAAUCAAGUCAUCAGUACAAAACCAGUUAUUCCUACUACGAACAGUCCAACUAAAUAUUUUUCAAAUGUAACAUAUCCUGAACGACAACAAGUGCAAUCGUCUUAUGGUAGAUUAGCUGAAAUUCAAAAAUUUGAUCAAUUACAAGGCAAUGUUGUUAAUAAUCGUCAAUUAUCAAAUGGCUCAAGCGAUCCAAUACUAUCUAAUCCCAAUUCAUCUUCAUUAUCAGGCAGUGACCAUUUAACAAUAACUGAUAUGAAUCCAACCGAUGUGUCAUCAAUAGAAAAUGAUUUACAUGCUAAUCAAUCACAAUAUCUUGGCUAUGGUUUUCCAAUUUAUACAGUAAAAAAUAAAGAAGAGAGCGCCGAAAGCGGCUGUUCAACACCAUUGAAAAGUUAUCAUCUAAACAAAAAGACAGUUUACGAAGUUGUCGUUUAG